GGGCUCAGGGUCGCCCAGCCCCAAAGACAGCUAAACCGCCGCGGAGGGACCGCGGGAAGUGGGGUCCGACGACCACGUCGAGGCGCACACUCAACGCCGGGGGGCGCUCUUCCCCGCUCGCGUAGCUCUGCGCCCGCACGCUCCGCCCCUCCGCACCCUAGCAGAGCCACAAGACACGCGGACUCGCGGGGCAACGCCGAGCCUCCUCCUUCUGUCCACACGGGGCUAGGGUCCUCCUGGCCCGCUCGCACCACCCGGCGCCGGACCCAACGGGCGGAGGGAGAGAGUUUGGAGCCCGAGCCUCACCACAGGCGGGUACAGCCUCCCGGAUCAGCGCCGCGCGGUGCGCGCCCAGCUUGGGGACAAUGGGACCGCGGCAGUUGCUGCUGGUCGCCGCGGGACUGAGUCUGUGCGGCCCGCUGCUGUCGGCCCGCACCCGAGACCGCCAUCCAGAGUUACAAACAAGAAAUGAUUCUACAGUAGGUCCCCGGACAUUUCUUCUCAGGAAUUCCAAUGAUGGAUUUGAACCUGUCCCGUGGGAGGACUAUGAGGAGAAAAAUGAAAGCGGGUUCCCUGGAAACACAGUAAACUCCUUUAGUCAUGGCAGUCUUCAAAAAUCGCCCACUGUGUUCAUCUCGGAAGAUGCCUCCACGUAUCUGACCAGCUCCUGGCUGACUGUGUUCAUCCCCUCUGUCUACACUGGCGUGUGUAUCCUCAGCCUUCCUCUGAACAUCAUGGCCAUCAUGGUGUUCAUCUUGAAAAUGAAGAUCAAGAAGCCCGCUGUGGUGUACAUGUUACACCUGGCCACGGCAGACGUGCUCUUCGUGUCUGUGCUCCCAUUCAAGAUCAGCUACUACUUCUCCGGGAGUGACUGGAAAUUCGGGUCUGAGAUGUGUCGCUUUGUCACUGCCGCGUUUUACUGUAACAUGUAUGCUUCCAUCAUGCUUAUGACGGCCAUCAGCAUUGACCGCUUUCUGGCUGUGGUGUAUCCCAUCCAGUCCCUCUCCUGGCGCACUAUGGGCAGGGCGUCCUUCGUGUGUCUGGUCAUCUGGGCCAUGGCCAUCGCGGGGGUGGUGCCGCUUCUCCUCAAGGAACAGACCGUCUGGGUGCCGGACCUCAACAUAACCACCUGCCACGACGUGCUCAAUGAAACCCUGCUCGAAGGCUAUUACGCAUAUUACUUCUCAGCCUUCUCUGCCAUCUUCUUUUUUGUGCCGUUGAUCAUUUCCGCAGUUUGUUAUGUGUCCAUCAUUCAGUGUCUUAGCUCCUCCACAGUCGCCAACCAGAGCAAGAAGUCCCGGGCCUUGUUCUUGUCCGCUGCAGUUUUCUGUAUCUUCAUCAUUUGCUUUGGACCCACAAACAUCCUCCUGAUUCUGCAUUACGCGUCCCUUUUUCAUAACCCCGCCACAGAGGCUACCUACUUUGCCUACCUCCUCUGUGUCUGUGUCAGCAGCAUAAGCUGUUGCAUUGACCCCUUGAUUUACUACUAUGCUUCCUCUGAGUGCCAGAGAUACCUCUACAGUAUCUUAUGCUGCAAAGAGAGUUCCGAUCCCAGCAGUUACAACAGCAGUGGUCAGUUGAUGGCAAGUAAAAUGGAUACAUGCUCUACUAACCUGAAUAACAGCAUAUACAAAAAGCUGUUGGCUUAGGAAAGGGACUGCUGGAGGUUGCAAAGGAAAGGUUGAAAACAGCGCAGAACCUGAGGAUUCUAUUAGUCCCUGCCCAAAAGUAUUUAGUUUACCACCUUAAACAACAAAUGUGUGUUUUUCAUGCCUCCUUUUUAGGAGAGCCAUUAAGGAUAUAGAUUUGUUAGCUACAAAAAAAGAUAACAUGAGUAGAAAACUAUGUUAUUCCAAGACAGUAUUGCCAAUGCUAUAAUAAUAACUGAAUGUCACUUUCUGAUGUAUUUAGGUGACUUACACGUGUGUGUGUGUGUGUGUACAUAAACACACACUUGGAUCAGUUGCAUUGCAGCCUAGAACGGACACUUUGAAACUCUCUUCUUUCACCAGGAGAUUAUGAAAAUAAACUCUGAUUCUCUGAUUUAAUAUGCAAGGUUUAGAUCAGUGGAGUUUAGCCCCAGGCAUCUGAAGAUGUCUAUCAACAGGGAGGGAUUCUAUAGUUUGUACUUACACAGCUUUUGCAAAUAAGUUUAUUUUGAAAUUGUUCAACAGCUUUAAGUUAUUAAGAGAUGAUAUUAUCUGUGUAUAGAAAAAGUUCUGCUGUUUUUCAUUUUAAACGUAUCAAAGUUUGAAUUCUUUAUUACGGAAACGUGGGUAGGAUUUUUGAUGUUUUACACACUGUAUGUAAACCAAGAAUGAGCAGAGCUGCCACUAGCAACAGGAGGUUGGCCUUCAAAGUGACCUGUCCCCGAUGGGGGACUCCACAAUGUGCAUACAAGGCAGUGGUGAGGGGCAGCCCAGACCCCCAGCUGAGCAUCCCGGAGAACGCAGGGAUCGGGACCACCACACUGCUCUCUCUCCUGGGGUCCCCUCUGUGGCUGGCUGUGAACAGAUCAUGUUUACUGGAACUUAGCAGAGUAGGAUGUGCUGUCCCAGGAGAUAAUGAAUAUAAAAGACUUCUCUGCCCGUUCAUUUUAAGAGCAGAGACAGAAGGCAUAUUCACUUCCAGCAGUUACCUUGCAAGGUCCAUUGUCAGGUGGAAACACCCGUGGAGCAAACACGAACACCCAUUUCGUGCUCCGGGCACUCUGAUCGGUGCUGAGCAAUAGAGUUGAGUAAGACUGGCACCUGCCCUCAGGAAGAACAAAAGACAGCCAUGCAUGGACUGUGACAUGCGAUAUGCGUAUAAUAAGUACGUCAUUAUAUAAAGAAGUGUUUUUUAACCAGAUGCCACCAGGCAGGUUUCAUGCAGCCUGUCUUUUGAAGAACUUUGAAUGUUUGCAUUACUGCUUCCUGUGGUUAUGACUCGAGAUGAAAACCCAAUACAAUACAGGAAAUAUAUUUUUAUAAAUAAGUCCUUCCAACUACAUUAAUUGGACUAUGUUUACAAAUGUUUUCAAUAAAUUAGCCAAACCAGGUUUUUAAAAAAGAACUAAUUAUGUCAGUCUGAUUAGAAAUAACAAUAAAUUAAAUUGACUUUGAGUUCUAGCAAAAUUAUUCUAUGUCUUACAUUCCCUUUUCUUAAUGGCUAAUGAGAUGAUUUUAAAAGCAUUUUCUUAACCCUAUGAUGAGUAGGAAGUACAGAAAGUCCUCAGGGAUUUGACAAAAUAAUUGGAAAAUUAUGUUGAAAUGUGUCUUUUUUCCAUAGAAAAAAAUGUUAGCAUUGUAAACAAAAACAUGGAAAGUUCCAAGGCAAGUGCUUACCUAUUUAAAAGAACAAUUUCCAAAAACCCUAGAAUGACAUUAAGGUGUGUAUUAUAAGUGGAAGCUGACAUUGAUUUUUAUUAAUUUAGUUAUAUUCAUUUUACCCAACUCAGUGGAGAUUUGCUGUCAUUGUUUAUUCGGUCUGUAUAUAUAUUAAAAUACCUCUGAUGUAAUAUGACCAUCAUUCCUAUAUUAACAAUCUGUACUUAUAUUAUAUCACUGUUCUUAUGUUAUCUCCUUUUUUAAUGUGUGUAACCUAUGGUAAUAAACCUGUAAGUCUGCUUGGU
Phyllostomus discolor (pale spear-nosed bat) is the source of this 3613-nucleotide messenger RNA. RefSeq names its product coagulation factor II thrombin receptor (gene F2R). Gene Ontology annotation, molecular function: thrombin-activated receptor activity. Gene Ontology annotation, biological process: positive regulation of blood coagulation; phospholipase C-activating G protein-coupled receptor signaling pathway; thrombin-activated receptor signaling pathway. The coding region runs from base 366 to 1649 and encodes 427 amino acids. NCBI's taxonomy places the organism in Eukaryota, Metazoa, Chordata, Mammalia, Chiroptera, Phyllostomidae. Gene Ontology annotation, cellular component: membrane. The record is from RefSeq and is a predicted model, not a curated record. The transcript has 2 exons.